Messenger RNA from Notodromas monacha, 1422 nucleotides. The record is from the annotation of a GenBank genome assembly. Lineage: Eukaryota; Metazoa; Arthropoda; Ostracoda; Podocopida; Cyprididae.
GAAUUUCUGAGUGCAGUAUGAAGUACCUAUUCCUUGAGAAUGAUAAAGCAUCUGGGUAAUGAAGCUGAACUUGGGAUUAUGCAUUUAUACACCCUGUGAUUCUGUCUAUUGCCAAAAGUGAAUAAGAACAACCUAUACUGAAAUGGAUUGACUUUGAGGACAGGGACUGCCUCAUCAUUUUUUCCAUUGACAAUUGGCUUAAUUGACAAAAAACUAUUGAUUUUAAGCUCUUUUUUUGUUUUUGGAUUUAUUGCAUGAAAAAAUGCUUUGAAAAUAGGCAGAGAGUACAGUAUGUUGAAAAGCAACUGAAUGUUGGGCCUAUUGUGAGUAAAGGAUAGUUUGUAUAGGCGUUGAAACACUCUUGAAUGUUUUUCAAAAAUUGUCAAGACUUAUGAACCAAUAACCUUGUACAGUAUAUUCUUCCAACAAUAACAGGUUUUUGGAUUUGUGACUUAAUUUUCCCCAUGAAUUUAAAAUAUAGCUCAUCGCGAUGAAAACAGCAGCCGACGAGGGACGCCCGAAAGCCCCGUUUUACUUCCGGUUCCCACAUUGGAUCAUUUUGGCAGUGCUUUCGUUUGUCCUUUUGGGUCCGUAUCCGUUAUACGCUGGGAUUCUCGUGAUUUCCGUUCUCGUCGUGUGCACUAGUGUCUUGAGAAAGCAGUGUUUUGCGCGAAUCACUGAGGAUUUCACUCCGGAAUACAAUGAAGUGUGUCACGAGGACAAGGUGGAGCAUUUCAAGUCGCUCGCCGGAGUGGAAUCUUCAGACGAGGGUCUGAAGAAGAUGGGCAAGUUUCGCUUGUUGGACCUUGGUUGUGGGGCUGGUGCGAAUUUGAUGUAUUAUCCCGAUAAUGCCGUCGUGAUUGCGGUGGAUUACAAUCCGUCUAUGGAGACAUUUUUCAGGGCCAGGUUGAAGCGGCUUGAAAUGGAACCCCAACUAGAAAGGUUUUUAGUCACCUCUGCCUUGGACCUGAAGGACAUUGAAAGUGGUUCUGUGGAUGUGGUGUCUACAUGCAUGCUUCUCAACUACCUGGAGGACUAUGACUUGUUUUUUGCUGAAGUGCUCAGGGUUUUGGCACCUGGAGGCAAAUAUUACUUUUGGGAGCAUGUUUUGGACCCCAAUCCCAGGUCCCUGUUGCGAGCAUCUCAGUGGUUCUUGGAGCCGAUCGUGACCCGAUGUGCAGAUGGGGCCCAUUUGAUCAAGGAAACUGCGAUCGAGUUUGAGUCCCGAAGACACUUGUUUCAGGACCUUAGCCUCAGGCAUUUUUACAUUUAUCCGCAUGCUCACAUGUCCGCAGCGACCAAAUUUUUUGUCUGGUUUUUGCAAAGCGCGAAUAUUUGCGGCGUUGCGUUGAAAAAUAUGCGCUGAAUGUUUAUUUUUGAUAUCAUUUAUGAAUGUGAUGGUGAAAUUUUUUUUGUGGGGGG